Messenger RNA from Chlamydomonas reinhardtii, 1927 nucleotides. RefSeq lists its product as uncharacterized. Gene Ontology annotation, molecular function: protein binding. The record is from RefSeq and is a predicted model, not a curated record. Lineage: Eukaryota; Viridiplantae; Chlorophyta; Chlorophyceae; Chlamydomonadales; Chlamydomonadaceae. The transcript has 9 exons. Bases 219 to 1679 code for a protein of 486 amino acids.
CAUGCGAUGAUAAGCCUCCCAGCCAGCGCAAUUGAGCCUUGACUCAAUUUCGCAUUAUCUUUUGAAUCCUUGAUGAUCAGGCUGGCGGUUUUUAGCUCCUCGAAUCCAAGUGGUCUCGUUCAAAUUUCACGGCUUGAGCUUGUCGCUGGCGACUAGGCCUGUAUGACAUCUUAGGAAUGAUAUUGCAACGAAGACCGCAUACGCCGCCGGCGCUGGCGAUGUUGGUCCCGUUCUUGAUGUUUGCGCUGCUCAUGCUCGCGGGGUACCCCGCAGCAGCCACGCGGACCGCCUUCGCGCUGAAGAGGCACGAGGCACAACGGGCACAACAGGCCUCCCUGCUGGUCCACAGCGGGCGCGUCCUGCUCCAGGACGAGCUACCACCACCCUCCCCCGAUCCGCCCACAACCCCGUCGCCAGGGACGCCGCCCAGCCCACCCCGUCCACCUCUACCGCCGUCACCACGGCCUCCACCUCCAUCCCCCAAGCCCCCCUCACCUCCUCCCAAGCCCCCUCCCUCUCCCAAGCCUCCCUCGCCAAGUCCGCCCUCGCCAAAGCCACCCAAACCGCCCUCACCCAACCCACCGCGGCCGCCCUCACCCAAACCACCGCUGCCGCCCUCACCCAACCCACCGCUGCCGCCUCUGCCUCCUGGGUCUCCUGAACCAGUGGUGUGGAGGACCCUACCCAACAUGCCCAUCGCCCUUGCCGAAGUGUCUUCGGCCGUGUUGACGGACGCCAGCGGGCAGCGGCAGCUGCUGGUCGUGGGCUCGGGAGACAAGACAGACAAGACCAACAGGACCCUGCUCCUGAACCUCAACACCCUGGUCUGGACCACGGGCGCCCCGCGGCCGUGCUUGGGGGACCACAUGGCGGCUGUGACCCUGGACAACACCUUCUACCUGAUUGGUGGCUUUGUCGGCGACAGCAUCUGCAACAUGACACAAAUCUACAACCCGGUGCUGAACAUGUGGACUGCCGGGCCGCCACCGCCAGUGAUCACUGCUUCGGGCAACGCGGCCGCCAUCGGACGCGCCAUCUACUACUGUGGCGGUCUGCGAAACGCGACCACAUUCAAUGCCAACGCCCCUGUGACCAACUGCUCGCGAUACGAUGUGGACGUGGGGGAGUGGACGGUCAUCUCCAACAUGCCCUUUGGCGUGCACCAUGCUGCGGGCGCCACUGACGGCUCGCGCUUCUGGAUCUUUGGCGGCCGCCAGGCGCCAGGCCGAGGCAUUGGCAACAGCGUCAACUUCACGCAGGUCUACGACCCCGCCGCUGACACCUGGGACAGCAGUGCCUCGGGUCGCUACGCCGCACUGCCGGUGGGUCGUGGCGGCAUUGGCGCGGCGGUCUACAUGCAAGGCCGCUUCUUCGUCAUGGGCGGAGAGGAGUUCUGUCGCUCUCCCCCCGCAUGCGCCAACAACGCCACUCUGCUCACCGACAAAGCCGUGUUCAACCGCACAGACAGGUACGACCCGAUAGCCAACACGUGGGACCUGGCGCCACCCGGCAUGGCGCUGCCACGUCACGGCAUCUACCCGGUGGUCUCGACCGGACCCGCGGGAGCCACCAACGUGGACGGCGCCCCGGUGGCGUACCUGUGUGGCGGCGGUCCCCAGUCCAAGACCGCCUUCACCCAGUACUGCGACUUUAUGACACUGGCGACUGACGUUGUGUAGUUGCUUGGUGCCCAGAAGCGUUGGACUGGACCCCUGCUGUUGGAAUUGGCAGGCAGGAUGUGCACGCCACCAGCAGGUCGAGAUCGAGUACGGGAACUAUUCGUGUAAUGAUCAUGUCGUUUCUCAUGCACCCCCUGCGUGCCCUUGUCGCGGGAGAAGCUAUCAAUCAGAGCAGGGUGAUUGCACUCCACGUCUCUGGCUCGUGACGGAGUAGCUUUAGCAAAACCAUCAUGUAACCAAGGCAAUCU